This is a messenger RNA of Prorocentrum cordatum, 393 nucleotides long. Lineage: Eukaryota; Dinophyceae; Prorocentrales; Prorocentraceae. The record is from the annotation of a GenBank genome assembly.
AUGCGCGGCCGCCCUCCCCCCGCGGCACGCGCGGGAACGCCGCGGCCUCCCCGGCUCCCGCCUCGGGGCCAGGCGGCGGGCGCCUGCGACGACGGCUGCGCUGGGCGGGCAGCUUGUCUCGCUGGUUGGGUCCGACAGCCGCGCUGGGCUGGCAAGGUCGCCCUCUGCGGUCGGCAACAGAUUCAGCGCGUCCUCUCCUGCCUCCGCAUCUCUGCAUGCGUUGCCGGUGGACCUCGCGUGAGGCAGUCUUCCGGAGAUCCGACGUCGCGAAGCCAUUUCGGCAUCGUGGAGCAGAUCCGCCGGGCCGCGAGUCUUUCUGAUGCAUCUUCCGGGCCAGAUCGAUCCGUCGUCAGGGUCCUGCUGCCCGACACAGAGCAACAUCGCCAGCUGUGA